Paraglomus occultum is the source of this 939-nucleotide messenger RNA. Lineage: Eukaryota; Fungi; Glomeromycota; Glomeromycetes; Paraglomerales; Paraglomeraceae. The record is from the annotation of a GenBank genome assembly.
AUGCACCCAGCUGUAGUUGCGAGUAUGGUUGUUGGCGGUGUAGUGGUUCUCUACGCCGUAUAUUGUGCUGUCAAAGAAUAUAUUGAUGAACCUAUAGACGUCUUGGUUGACAAUGAGAAGUCUGAGAGAGAGACCAAGGUCAAGUCAGAAGACAAACAGAGUACUAAUAUGAGUACUUCCGUCGUCGCCUCGGAAGCAACUAGCUUACGGCAGAGGACGAGAACGAGGACUUCCAGGCAGAGGUCUAGCGAUUCGCAAGCGACGACUUCUCAAGUUAGCAUGAUUCAGAAGCACGACGUAAGUGUCAAUAGACUAAUUAUUCUUGUUCAUAGAGCCGACUGUCGAUAUAGUAUGUUUAUCCGUUGUUUCUUGGGCGAAAAUGAUUUUUUACAGUCUGAAGAAGAAGAAAGACUUCUCGAACAACUCUCUUAUUUCACGGCAGUAGAACAAGAAAUCGAACGUCGUAAACGUCGGCUGGCUGCCGAAGAGGAUCAACUCCUUCAGCGCGAACGAGAGAUCCAGCGUCGACGUCAAUACCUCGAAUCCUUGAGUGAUUCCCACUCAAGUCCCGCUUCCUCCGAAAAUGGUACAUCUGAAGCUCAUCAAACGUCCACUACUGACCUCACAGCUGUCUCUUCCACGCCCGCUGUUGCUUCUGCGCUUUUUGACAAUUCAGAUAUAAAGCAAACAUCCCCUCCUCCGUACAGAGUGGUUGACCCAAUUGCGCUGACCGGUUUAUCGUCUAUUCCGGCUGUUGGUGAGGCAGACAAGAACAAUAAUAAGACUACUGUUGAUAGCAAUACGUUGGCUGAACAGAAACCCAUUAGGAAACGAGUAGCUGCUUCUGAAGAAGAAUGGUGUGAUGUUGGGUCUGUAGCUAGCGAGACCUUUGGAACUAUGUCAUCUGCAGCCGAUGUUGAUUGGAACAACCUCAAAUAA